UUCAUAAUCAUAUAUGUUCCCAUACUGAAAGGAUGUACAUUUUGACGACAGGAUGGCUACAUCUGUAAAUGUUUUUACCGACAAGAAAACAAACAAGUGGCUGAAGGCAUACAUAGCAUUAAAGCUGACAAAGAAUUCAUUAGCUGCUUUUGUGGAGACGGAAAUUCAAAAGAUCCAUCAGUCGGUCGGCAAAACAUGGAAAAACGAAUUCAUCGAGAGUGAGAUGAAAUGCCAAACGGACGACAAUUUUACGGAUACGACUGCCUGCUACAUUAUAAAUACAUCUACACCAGUCGAUCUACCAAUCCAGAGUCCUGAAAAUGUAAAUGAUCAGGGCAGGAAUAAUAUCAUCAAGCUACACCGACAAUAUCUUCCGUCUUGGGCAAACAUCGAUGAUGAGGCGUGGCCUCCUAUAGAUGCUUGGCAACUUGCAAAGUGUUUCCUUCCUCUAGGCGGCUGCAAUGGCAUUACCUCGUUUCAAGAACUAGACUUGAGUGACUUGAUCAGUAUCAUGCAGAACUGCGUGCACUUUGACAUGUGUUUUUCCUUACAAAAUUCGGCCAUUUUGGCAGGGCCGCAUCCACUGUUUACGAAGGCGCUUCGUGUAGAAAGAAAAGUACUUCACUUCCCAGACAGUGAAUAUUCGGAAACUAUACUUCAAGACUUGUUCAUGACUCUGAUAUCGCUCUUGGAAGGCACUCGGUCCCUGGAUCAAGAAUCAUGUGGUCUACUAAAAGACAAUUUACUGCGACGUUUACAGAACGAUGAAAUACCAAUACCCCAAACUGAAAUGGUCAAUAUUGUGCAAGAUGCGAGGCUUAUUCUGCAGACUGCAAGGACAGAGAGAGAUCGAUAUUUCCAAAGGAAAGUUGACGAGAUCCAUCAAUUCACGCAAGCCUGCUUAAAUAAUUUACAAGAAUGUUCAUCAAUACCCUCUGAAGUUGGUAUACGAGAUAUGUCUGGAUCCUUAAUACCCGUGCCUCUUAUGAAAAAGCCUUCUAUAGACCACAAUGCAGUUAUUGAACUGGAGCGCUCGGCGGUUCGGCUCACACAUAAGUCACACAGAUAUACAGUGCAAUACAGUGGUCGGUAUGGAGAAUUUUGGAAAGGUACCCUAAACGGUUCAACGAAUGUCAUCGUCAGAUCCUCAACGAAUAUGCCGAUUUCAAAAGAAGCUUUUUUGGAAGAAGCAGAGAUCUUAAAAAAGUGUCAGCAUGAAUGUAUAAUACAGUUACACGGAGUAUGCUCAAAAAGUGAUCCUAUACUUAUCAUCACUGAAGACUUAAACGAAAGUUUGUUCGAUUUCUUGAGAAGCAACAACGGGCGCUCUAUUACCUUAGCUGGCCUUGUACAGUUUGCAAAGCAGGUUGCUAGUGCCAUGGCAUAUUUGGAGAAUGAAAAGAUCGUACACAGGGAUCUUCAGGCACGCAACGUUUUCAUCACCAGUUCAGGAAAUACUAAGGUUGCUGGUUUUCAUUCUGCAAAAACAACGGACGAUGGUACCUGCGACUUGUCCAGAAUGAGCAUUGAGGACGUGGUAGAAAUAGUUGAUCGGGGCUACCGAAUGCCAAGGCCUGUCAACUGCCCGUAUGCAAUCUGGUUCUAG
Molecule: messenger RNA, 1606 nt
Organism: Dreissena polymorpha
Lineage: Eukaryota; Metazoa; Mollusca; Bivalvia; Myida; Dreissenidae
Exons: 9
Coding region: 53-1606 (517 amino acids)
Biological process (GO): cell surface receptor protein tyrosine kinase signaling pathway; cell differentiation; innate immune response
Cellular component (GO): extrinsic component of cytoplasmic side of plasma membrane
Molecular function (GO): non-membrane spanning protein tyrosine kinase activity; signaling receptor binding; ATP binding
Source: RefSeq, a predicted model, not a curated record